This is a messenger RNA of Carya illinoinensis, 2918 nucleotides long. RefSeq lists its product as uncharacterized. The transcript is spliced from 3 exons. Gene Ontology annotation, biological process: chloroplast organization; regulation of DNA-templated transcription. Lineage: Eukaryota; Viridiplantae; Streptophyta; Magnoliopsida; Fagales; Juglandaceae. The record is from RefSeq and is a predicted model, not a curated record. Gene Ontology annotation, cellular component: chloroplast. Gene Ontology annotation, molecular function: double-stranded DNA binding. The coding region runs from base 47 to 2647 and encodes 866 amino acids.
UCAAUCCAGGUAACCAUUGAUUCAGCUUUUUCGGAAAUAAAAUCAAAUGCUUCGUUUAAUUUCCGUAAAGCUGCCCCAACAAUUAAGGCGCAGAGCUUCACCAAUCUGCCAUGGCCACUUGUUCUCAACCUCCUCUCUCAAGCCCAUCUCAGACCCCCCUAAUUCCACGGACCCAAAAUCUCUUACAGUUUCUUUUCUCCGAAACUCGUGUGGGCUGUCCUUAGAAUUGACCAAUUCAGCUUCCAAGAAGCUCAACAUUGAGAACGUAGAGAAUCCCAACUCCGUUCUGAAUCUGUUGAGAACUCACGGUUUGACGCAGAACCACAACAUACACUUAAUUAGUAGUCAUCCAUUAUUGCUUUCGGCCGAUUUAGGCAAUACCCUCAAGCCCAACUUGGAGUUGUUUAAAUCCUUAGGGUUCUCUGGCGCUAACCUCGCCAAAAUGCUCACCAUAUACCCAACUGUGCUAGAAAGUGAUGCAUACACUACGUUGAUUUUUUUAGAGCACAUGGUUUUAGUGAUAUAUCUUGAAAUUAAAAAGCUUUUAUCUGCAUCGCCUUUCGUUCUGCAAAGGAGCCUCGAAAAACAAAUCAUUCCGUGUGUUCAAGAGCUUAGGCGGGUUCUUGGCACUGACGAGAAUGUCUUAAAGGCUAUAAAGGCAUGCUACCAAAUACUCGAAUCAAACAUGGUUAUGCUACGGCCCAACAUCGAUACGUUGAAAAGCCAUGGUGUUCCCCAGUCAUUAGUUUCGAAACUCUUAUUUAUAGAACCAAUGUCACUGCAUAUCUGUAGCAAUCGGUUUUGUGAGAUUGUUAGUGAAGUUAUGAAAUUGGGUUUUGAUCCCAAUUAUCUGUCGUUUCUUGUAGCCAUCAAGUCCAUGGCACUAAAUAGUAAGACACUGUGGGAGAAGAAGGUGGAAGCUUUUAGAAGCUUUGGUUUGUCAGACAAUGAGAUUUACGCAGCAUUCAAGCGGCACCCCAUGUGUAUGGCUCUUUCGGAGAAGACAAUCAAGAAAAUGAUGGGUUUCUUUGUGAACAAACUGAAGAUGAAGCCUGCAAAGAUCUCCAAGAGUCCGAUUCUUCUACAGUAUAGCUUGGAGAAGCGGAUUAUUCCGAGGUGUUCAGUUCUGCAACUUUUGAUGUUGAAAGGUUUGAUCAAGGUAGAUACUAGCAUUGUUUAUAUAGUCAAAACGGCUGAGAAGAAAUUCAUGGAGAGAUUUGUGAGCAAGUAUCAAAAUGAGGUUCCUGAUGUUUGGUUCUCUCAACCAAAUCAAAUGCUACGUUUCAUUUGCUCAAAAUUGCCCCAAAAACUGAGGCACAGACCUUCGAAACCCAGCCACGCAAACUUUUUCUCAACCUCCUCCCUCAAACCCACCUCAGAACUUCCUAAUCCAAAGGACUCACAAUCUCUGACAAUCUCCUUCCUCCAAAAUUCAUGUGGACUUUCGUUCGAAUCGGCCAAUUUGUGCUCCAAGAGGCUCAACAUUGAGAACGUAAAGAUUACCAAUUCAGUUCUAGACCUGUUGAGAAAUCACAGUUUGACACAGACCCACAUAAGUAACAUAAUUAGAAUCCGUCCACUAUUGCUUUCGGCUGACUUAGAGAAUACCCUUAUGACCAACAUGGAAAUGUUUGAAUCCUUGGGGUUUUCUGGUUCAGGUCUCGCCAGAAUGCUUAGCAAAUACCCAGCUGUGCUAGAAAGUGAUGCACACACUACUGUUGAAAUUUUUAGGGCACAUGGUUUUAGUGAUAUGCAAAUAAAAACUUUGACGAUGAAGCGUCCCGUAUUGUAUACGUAUAAUGCUGACAAGAUUUUUAAGCCAAAGUUGGAGUUUUUCAAAUCGUUAGGCUUGUCAGAUCUUGAAAUUGCACAGCUUUUAUCCUCUGAGCCUUAUAUUCUAACAAGGAGCCUCGAAAAACAAAUCAUUCCGUGUGUUCAAGAGCUUUGGCGGGUUCUUGGCACUGAUGAGAUUGUCUUAAAGGCUAUAAAGGAAUGCUACCUACUACUCGAAUCAAACAUGGUUCGUAUGCUACAGCCCAACAUCGAUACGUUGAAAAGCCAUGGUGUUCCCCAGUCAUUAGUUUUGAAACUCUUAUUUAUAGAACCAAUGUCACUGCUUAUCUGUAGCACUCGGUUUAGUGAGAUUGUUAGUGAAGUUAUGAAAUUGGGUUUUGAUCCCAAUUGUCUGUCGUUUCUUCUAGCCAUCAAGUCCAUGGCACUAAAUAGUAAGGCACUGUGGGAGCAGAAGGUGGAAGCUUUUAGGAGUUUUGGUUUGUCAGAGGAUGUGAUUUAUGCUGCAUUCAAGCGGCAACCCUUGUGUAUGAGUUGUUCAGAGAAGAAGAUCAAGAAAAUGAUGGGUUUCUUUGUGAACAAACUGAUGAUGAAGCCUUCUGUGAUCUCCAAUUGUCCGAAUCUUCUACUGCAUAGCUUGGAGAAGCGGAUUAUUCCGAGGUGCUCGGUUCUGCAACUUUUGAUGUUGAAGGGUUUGAUCAAGGAAGAUACUAACAUUGUUUAUGUGAUUACAAUGACUGAGAAGAACUUCAUGGAGAGAUUUGUGAGCAAGUAUCAAUCUGAGGUUCCUGAUGUUGUUAGAGCACACCAAGGGAAGAUAGAAUUUCAAGGGCUCCCCAUAGCCAUGGAAAUGUGACUACUUCGGAUAUAAUUGAAUGUGGCAUUGCCUAAAGAUCAUGAGUUCAGAUUUAGUUCAACAUGUCUGUAGUUUGACGUGAAUCUUCGUCUGUGUUAUUUAAGGGUAAAACAUUUUGCGGAGUUGUUUCAGCAACUUUCUAUCGUGAUCUAUCUGUGUUGUUCACUUUAGGUGCGAACUAGAAACUUGUCAAUGUUGAGGUGAACCUUGUCUGCCAUGUUGAUAGUGAUGGCUUAUGGUGCUACUAAUUUGAUCAUACAUUGCAGGAGAA